Seriola aureovittata is the source of this 4603-nucleotide messenger RNA. It is a transcript of the gene inf2, whose product is annotated as inverted formin 2. Lineage: Eukaryota; Metazoa; Chordata; Actinopteri; Carangiformes; Carangidae. Gene Ontology annotation, biological process: actin cytoskeleton organization. Gene Ontology annotation, molecular function: small GTPase binding; actin binding. The transcript is spliced from 23 exons. The record is from RefSeq and is a predicted model, not a curated record. Bases 230 to 4030 code for a protein of 1266 amino acids.
UCUCAAGUGAAUGAAAGCUCAGGGGCCGUGGCAAUUUGAAAGCAGUGCCAUCCCGAUAUCAUACAGCAGUUUGACCUGCCACAAUUUUCACAGGUUCCCGUUUCAUCUUUCGUUGACAGAAUAAAAUGUCUUCUCCAUGACUGCGAAGCGCUCCCGCACCUGAAACACACCAGAGGACGCGAAUCUGCAAGUGUAUAUUUAUGGAAUAAAACCAGUCCUACCACCCAUCAUGUCAGGGAAGUCAGACAUGAAAAAGAAGUGGGCGGCGGUCAGGGAUCGCCUGGGCUCCUCGCAGGACUCCGAUACCCCGCAGGAGGCCAACCUGGAGAGUGCUGAUCCAGAGCUGUGCAUCAGACUGCUGCAAGUUCCCACCGUAGUCAACUACUCUGGGCUGAAGCGACGCCUGGAAGGCAGCGACCAGACAUGGAUGGUCCAGUUCUUGGAGCUAAGUGGGCUGGAUCUGCUCCUGGAGGCCCUGGACCGGCUCUCGGGGCGCGGGUGCUCUCGUAUUGCCGAUGCUCUUCUGCAGCUCACCUGCGUCAAUUGCGUCCGGGCUGUCAUGAACUCCGCAGCGGGGAUCCACUUCAUUAUAGAGAACGAGGGAUACAUUCGGAAGCUUUCACAAGCCUUGGACACUUCCAACACCAUGGUGAAGAAGCAGGUGUUUGACCUACUUGCAGCCCUCAGCAUGUUCUCUACAGAUGGACACUGCCUGGCUCUGGAUGCCCUAGACCAUUACAAGGGCUUGAAGAUGCAGCAGUAUCGCUUCAGUGUGAUCAUGAACGAAUUGCAGGCGACAGAUAACGUCCCUUACAUGGUCACACUCCUCAGUGUCAUCAAUGCCCUCAUCUUCGGGACAGACGACCUCAGGCAGAGAGAUAAGAUGAGAAAGGAGUUUAUCGGGCUUCAGUUACUUGAUAUUCUACCAAAGUUAAGGGAGCAGGAGGAUGAAGACUUGAUUAUUCAAUGUGAAGCUUUUGAAGAGGCAAUGGCUGAAGAUGAGGAGGAGCUGCUGCGUUUGUAUGGGGGCAUUGACAUGAGUAAUCACCUGGAGGUCUUCACUACACUCUUCAACAAGGUGAGCAGCUCUCCAGCCUCUCUCCAGCUGCUGUCCAUCCUGCAGACACUGUUGGUGCUGGGGCCGAGCCGCUCUGAUAUCUGGCUGGCUCUGGAGGCCAUCGCUAACAGAGCCAUACUGCUGGCCCAGGACUCUCAGAUGGAGUCCUGUGAGAAGAUCAUGCAGCGGCUGAUGUUUUCCAAAGGAAAGAGCUGUGAAGGUCAGCAUGAAGUGGACGGGCAGGUGGUCGGAGUGGACAAGGCUGUGCAGACGGAUCUGGACACAGACAAGCCGGACAAAGGCACAACCUCCCCUCAGAAGCCACUCUGUGCUGCUGCUCCUCCACCUCCACCCCCGCCACCUCCUCUACCCCCUGGCAUGACCGGACCCCUGCUCCAACCUUCUAACCAAUGUCCGCCCCCACCGCCACCUCCUCCACCACCACCGCUACCUGGAGGGCUUGGCGGACCUCCACCGCCACCUCCUCCUCCUCCCUUACCAGGCAUGCCCCCUCCGCCACCACUACCCUGCGGUCCAGGCAUACCGCCUCCACCUCCUCCGCCAUUCCUACCAGGGAUGGGCGGCGGACCCCCACCACCACCUCCCUUACCCGGCAUGCCACCUCCACCUCCUCUUGUCCCGGGCAUGAUAAUGGCUCAGAGUAGCUACUCCCUGGGGUGCAGCGCACCCAAAAAGGGAAACCGAUGUCCCACCCUGAGGAUGAAAAAGCUCAACUGGCAGAAACUCCGUGCUGUUACUGAUGGUCACUCCAUGUGGGCCUCGGUUCAGAAAGAGCCGCCUCCUCGGGAGCCGGACUACAGCAGUAUUGAGCAGCUGUUCUGUCUCCCGGUGACCGAGCACAAAGACAAGGGGGCAGCUGCUCCUGUCAAGAAGGAGCCUAAAGAGAUUACAUUCAUUGAUCCAAAGAAAAACUUGAAUUUGAACAUAUUUCUAAAGCAGUUCAAAUGCAAAAAUGAAGACUUUGUAGCCAUGAUUCAGAACGGGGACCGGUCUAGGUUUGAUGUAGAGGUGCUAAAACAGCUUCUAAAGCUUCUACCAGAGAAGCACGAGAUUGAAAAUUUGAAGUCCUUCCAAGGAGAAAAAGACAAGUUGGCAAAUGUUGACCGCUUCUACACCUCCCUCCUCACUGUGCCAUGUUACCAGUUGAGGAUUGAGUGCAUGUUGUUGUGCGAGGAGACUUCAUCAGUGCUGGACAUGCUCAAACCUAAAGUCAAGCUGGUGGAGGAGGCCUGCCAGUCUCUCAAAGUGAGCACACUCAUGCCCAAUUUCUGCAGGCUCAUCCUUAACGUUGGAAAUUUCCUCAACUAUGGAAGUCACACAGGGAACGCAGAGGGGUUCAAGAUCAGCUCUCUGCUCAAGCUCACAGAGACCAAGGCCAACAAGAGCCGCAUAACGCUUCUUCAUCACAUCUUGGAGGAGGCAGAGGCAAACCACCCGGAGCUGUUGGCGCUGCCAGACGAUAUCGAGAUCUGUCAAAAAGCAGCAGGAGUUAAUCUGGACUCUGUUCAGUCAGAAGCCAGUGCCUUACUGAAACGACUGAAUGAGACUGCCAAGAAGGUGUCCAACUCCGUGGAGGAGGUGAAGGAGCAAUACGCAAAAGUUCUGGAUGGAAGUCGAGAGGCAUGUCAAGCUUUAAGUGAAAGGUUCACUGAGAUCGAUAAGCAGAAGAGUGAGCUGGCUGUCUACUUAUGCGAGGAUGCGAACAAGCUGUCGCUUGAGGAACUCUUUGGAACCAUGAGGACUUUUCGAGAACUUUUCAUCAAGGCACUGAAGGAAAACAAAACCAGAAAAGAGCAGGCGGCCAAGGCUGAGAAGAGAAAGCAGCAGCUGGCAGAGGAAGAGUCCAAGAGACAGAAGGGAGAGAAUGGAAAAAUAAUUAGGAAAGGCGUCUUGCCGCCGAACGACGGCUGCAUCAUCGACCACCUCCUGGCAGAUAUCAGGAAAGGUUUCAGCCUAAGAAAGACCAGGCCAAGGUGCGAUUCGGAAAGCCUCCCUUCUAGUGAAAUGCGUAGCGAUACCUGCCCACCUGGAUCAAGUGUGAAGCCUGCCGACGAAGAAGCCGCAGAAAUAGCCACCAUUUCCGCUCCCACCAAAUCCCAGACAGAGGGUCACCAGGCCAGCACAGGCGAGGUGAACGGUUUCAUCAGCCCAUCAGAAGGGACUCCGCCAGCGCCGCAGAGUGCCGUGCCAGACGGACCAGCUGCAGCUCCCAACACAUUCCCAGGGGAGCCAGCCGUGACGACACAGGCACCCCUGGAAAGACCUGUGUCGCUGCAGAAGGGUCAACACCCGGAGAACCCAUCCCUAGAUAUGACACGACCUCUGCCUCAGGUUGAAGGGGAACAGCAACCAUCUCUCACCACAAACGGCUUCUCAUUAGAUUCAACUGAGACCAGCGUCCUCAGUCCAUCCUCGCUCUCAGAUUCGGACCUUUUAGACGCUGUGUUAGACAGCACUUCCAGCCUGCUACCUGAGAAGCCGAACCAUGAGCAACCAGCAGACAUUAGUGUGAAUGUUCAGAUCAAGGAGUGUCCUUUACCUAAGACAGACACGAAUGUGACACAGAGUAGUGAAAGCAAUAUAAUGGGAGAUGGGAAAGGUAAAACUAGUAAUAAAAUAACCCAUUUAACAGAGACUGUAGGACGAGAGAAGGGCGGAGAAGAGCGAGAAUCCAUUAGUACAAAAACGCACACCCGAGAUGAGGUUGUGAGUCACAAGUAUUCGGACCCUAAAAGCAAUGUGACCGCUCUCAGUGAGGACAUUGAGGGGUGUGACGUCCCGGAUGGACAGGAACCAGAGGAUCUGCCAUCAGUAUCUGAAGAAAUGCCUCCAUCCCUAAAGCCCGAACCAAAGAAACAGCAGAGCCUCUUUAAACGAAACAAAAAGAAGAGUAACCAAGGUAACAGUGGGAAAGGACACACUAAACAUAAAAAAGGCUGUGUGUUGCAGUGAGGUGACCGAAAAAGGAGAUCAAGAGGAAAAAGAAAAUCUUAACUUCACAGAGGAGUUCUGAACUGGAAGGACUACAGUGUAUUUUAUUUUGUGAGACUACAUGAAUAUUGACUCCUUCAGGAGGAUGCAGAAGUCUUCCUUUUGCAAUGAUUUGUUUUUCCAGACCAAGAAGAGGUAAUGCAUCUAAAAGGCUGGGACCUUCACAGAAUGGAUGUAAACAUGUCACUUUAUGUAAAUGAAUUGUAGUCUUUGUGUAUAUGAGUGCUUUUGAUUCAGAACUGUUCAAAAAAGUAGAGAAUAUGCUUUGUAUGUUUUUUUUUUGUAUAAUUGUUGUAAUAUGCAUUGGAUGUGUUUUAAGCUUUAUUUACCUUUCAGCACCUUUGGAAAGGAAGAUGCAGUGUUUGGUGCAAGAUAUUUAAUGUAACACAUCUAAUAUUGAAGUUGCUUUGAAUAAUGUCUUAAUUUCUUUAUAUAUUAUUCAGAUAAUCUCUAACAGGAAAUAUAAGGACAGCAUAUAAUGGAUUGUAACUUUUAAUGUUAAGUCAAUUUUAAUAAAAGUAAAUUUACUGUUCA